AUGGGUAACUGCCAGCUACAUCGACCAGAACCCAAGGCUGAUCUGAUGUCUGUGGAUUCUGUUCAGAAGCAGAAUGUAAGUUAAUAUAAGAUGUGUCAGGUAAAAUAUCUUAUUGACUUUAUCAGGGAGAUUAUCGAUUACAUUAUAAUAUUUCUUGACUAAUGUAAGAUAAAAAAUGUUAAAGUAGAUAGGCCACAGAGUAGUAAAAUAAAUGGGCAUACUAUAUGUAACAAUUACAUAUAACAAUGUCACUAUCUAGCACAAUAUAGUUUUUGUUAUCUAAAUGUGUUGAGAAAUGUCAUUUCUAGUUACAGUGUAAAGUCGUACGUUGAAUACGAAAAUUGUAAUAUAUGCAGUCAGUUGUACACAAGGUUACAGUUCUUGUUACUUUUUGUUAGAGGGAGAUAAGUGUAAUAUCAAGUUGUUUUUGUAGUUCUGAAGGCCCGUUUCUAUUUUAAUUUGGUUCGGAAUAACGGUAACUAGCUACUACAAGAUCCUCACUCGAUUUUAUAACUGAUAAGGGAAUGUUACAAACUGUCCAUUCGCUUAUUAAAAAUGAAUGGUACCAUGUGAAAGAGCGUAAAAAGUUGACUAAAAAUCUAUUUUCACAAACUGCCAAUUUCGCCUUACAAGCCCGCUAGCGAGCUUUAAAAAUCAUUAUUAUAAGGGCCUUUUAUGUUCAUAUGCUUUAUUUUCAAUUUUUGUAUGUUCAAAAAAAUUUUUUUUUAAUUGUUUUAUGUUUUAAUAAAUAUAAGAAACAAUUAUCAACAAAAAAAUUUUAGUUCUGUUAAUGAAAAUUAAUUUAAAUUUAAAAAAAAUAAACUUUACUACCCCAAAAGAGAAUCGAACCGGACCCGCAUGAUUGCGCAAUCACGGCGCCUUUAACCACUUGGCCAAUCGAGCACACUUGGUUCCUCUCUUCGAAAGAAUUCAAAAGAAAGCGGACGUAGAAAAACCAUUUAAAUAAGGAAAAUUUUAAAAGCUCACUAGCGGGCUUGUAAGGCGAAGUUGGCAGUUUUUGAAAAUAGAUUUUUAGUCAACUUUUUACGCUCUUUCACAUGGUACCAUUUAUUUUUAAAAAGCGAAUGGACAGUUUGUAACAUUCCCUUGUGAGGAUAAGGUUGAAAUUCAACUUUUUUGGUCAAAAAGUAGUGCCUUUCCACCAAAAUGAUAUGGUUAGCUUGUUUCGAACAAUAUAUAUAACUGUAAGCAGGGGUAUCACCAAUAAAAUGAGUAAUAUUUUACCAUUUUUCUGGGAGUCUUAUUAAAACACUCUCUCUAUGCCAAAGACGUAGCAAGGAACUAAACCAAUGUUCUGCAAACUUUUUGACCAACCAUCACCUUCUAACAAGAUAAGUAUUGUCAGUUGAAAGCUGUUAAACUAAUGUUAACUUUAUUUUUAAAACUUUUUAAAAUUUUAUUACUGACAGCCGGCUGCACCUAAGCGUUCAAAUCUGCCACAGUGUAAAUGCGUUUUCGGCCGUUAUGUCAUUGAGCAGUAUACUAUAGUAAUCUGUUUAUUUUACAUUUUAUAAUAACAUAUUUCUUUCAAUAUUACAUAUUAUAUCAUAGUGACAUAUUUUUUAUGUUAACAAUUUUUAAAAUUUAGAAAUUUUGAGAACAACAUUUUCUUUUAUCCACAGAAAUCGGCUUUAAAUUUUGGCAGUUAGACGAGGAAAAUGACGCAAAUUGGGCCUAAAUUAACUUUGUUUGGAGACUUUUGAAUAAAUAUUGUUACUCCUUCUUCUGGCUCGCUAGACGCUUGUUAGGGCAAAGGCUAGACACGUAGGACAAUCUGUCCUUGUUUUGGCUAAGAAAGUGCUGUUCUGGAUAUAAAGUUAGUACUAUCUAGACUUGAUCUUGGCUAAACCCUAGAAAAAUGUCAUUCCGAACCAUGUGGAAGUCCAAGAAGAAAAAUGUAGGUUUAGAGGUCUCGUUCGAUAUUGUUUUCAAUCAAAAUUGUUUUAGGUACGAGUGUGAUUUUAAAGUUUUUUUUAUGACAAAGGAAUAGGUUUUGCUUCAUAUAAAUUUUUAACUUCAGCUUCGCUCAGCAGUCGCCCGUAGCGCGUCGAUAGCUCAAGCCGUAACCCCAAUGUCGACGAUGAACGGAGAAGAAGCCGCUCCCUACAUUGAUGCCAAAUCAGAAGCCGCCGUGCCUAAAACGAAAGCAGUCGAGAUCAGUAAGAAGAUCGACGACCAGCUGAUGAAGGACUACGUUGCCAUGGAGAAGGUGAUCAAGCUGCUCCUACUAGGACCUUCUGAAUCAGGGAAGAGCACGAUCCUCAAACAGAUGCGGAUUCUAUAUUGUCACGGCUUCUCGACUGACGAGCUAUGGGCACGACGACCGCUGAUCUUCUACAAUGUGCUACAGUCAAUGGCACAGCUGAUUCACGGUGUGGAACGGUUAGGGAUGCUACUGUCGAAAGAGCUACAAAGAGAUGCCGAUCUGAUAUUGAACACGUUGACAGAUGAGAAGCACGUUGAGAAUCAGAUCCCCAAGAAUGUCUACUACGCUAUAAAGAGGCUGUGGACAGAUGCUACCGUGCAAGAAGCCUACAAUCGGAGGAGCGAGUACCAUGUGAUAGACUGUGCUAAAUAGUACGUUACUUUUAUAUUCUUAAAUAGGAUUUUAUUUUUUUAAUUAAUUUUUUUUAAGAUUUUGGUUUAAAUUUAUUAAAAUUUUAGUUUUCUGGACGACAUUGACCGCCUUCAAAGCAAUACCUACAUCCCCACAGUAAACGAUGUUCUCCACGCGCGACAAGAGACCAUUGGAGUGACAGAGAUUGGCUAUGCCUAUAAGGAAAUGGAGUUCAGGUAGGUGAACUAUAAUACAAUUAAGAGCAUUUCCUUGUAAACUUGUUGUAGUUCUGAGGUAAAAGAUUAUUAUAUUAUUCUGCUAUUGUAACAUAAAUAUCAGUGAGGUCAUUACUGAAAUAUAGAUAUCAAUGAUAUUACUACAACAAUAUAGAUGCUAUUUUGUUGUAGGAUAUUUGACGUAGGAGGACAGAAAACAGAGCGUCGGAAGUGGAUCCACUUGUUUGACAAUGUUAAUGCCAUCUUCUUCUUGGCCGCCAUCUCGGAAUACGAUCAGAAGAUGCGAGAGAGCGCGGACACGGUAAUAAUUGUCAUCGUUUUACAAUAUUAACGUCUUAUGAAUUAAAUGUAUAAAAUUUCAAAAAAAAUUGAAAAACCUUUUUUAAAAACGUUACGGUUUACAGAAUCGGUUACAAGACGCGAUAGAACUGUUCAAAUGGAUCGCCAACAACCGAGCCUUCACUCGAGUACAACUGAUAUUGUUCUUGAACAAAAAGGACCUUUUCGAGGACAAAAUCAACAAAGUACCUUUAGAUGACUUCUUCCCGUCAUUUAAUGGUAAGCUAUGUUAAAGUACUUAUGAAUAGGAGAUGUAAUUUUAAAUUUAGAACCUUAAAUCAUACAUUUUUAGCGUACCGAUUAAAAUACAAAGCCAGGCAUCCUUUACAUGGUAAGUGACUUAUUUUCAAAAUUUUAAAAAAUUUCAAACGCAGAGAAUAAUAUUAAAAUCCUAUGGCGAUUUGUUACACAUGACUUCUACUGUAAUACUGUUGGUGACCGACUAGUACCUCUCACUUUUUAAUAAUACCUUCCUUACAGAAGAACUAGACGUUGCCUACAAUUACAUUGGAAGUAAAUUCAAGAAAACCCUGGAGGACAAGACCAAAACCGUCUACACUCAUCUGACAUGUGCUACUGACACUACGCAUCUGACAUUCUUGAUGAACAGUCUCAUCGACUACAUAAUCUCGGAAAACUUUAAACAAACUGGAGUGUUAUAA
Molecule: messenger RNA, 3815 nt
Organism: Bursaphelenchus okinawaensis
Lineage: Eukaryota; Metazoa; Nematoda; Chromadorea; Rhabditida; Aphelenchoididae
Source: the annotation of a GenBank genome assembly